This is a messenger RNA of Tympanuchus pallidicinctus (lesser prairie-chicken), 2330 nucleotides long. RefSeq names its product zinc finger protein ZFP2-like. The record is from RefSeq and is a predicted model, not a curated record. NCBI's taxonomy places the organism in Eukaryota, Metazoa, Chordata, Aves, Galliformes, Phasianidae. Gene Ontology annotation, molecular function: RNA polymerase II cis-regulatory region sequence-specific DNA binding; DNA-binding transcription factor activity, RNA polymerase II-specific. Gene Ontology annotation, biological process: regulation of transcription by RNA polymerase II. The transcript is spliced from 5 exons. The coding region runs from base 211 to 1785 and encodes 524 amino acids. Gene Ontology annotation, cellular component: nucleus.
GGUCUGGGACAGGGGCUGCUGCGCUCCCUCACACCUCCCCUGCCCCUUGUGUUGUCCCAGCAGGCUCCUGUGCAACUUCUGCCUGUGAUCAUCCCUGACACCUCAUCUGCAGGAGAGCAACAAACGGCCGCAGCGCAUCCGUCUCAGCCUGCAGACCGGUGGUGAUCUCCCUGCUUGAGGAAGGGAAGGACCCCUGGCUCUCGGGUGUGCAUGGCCUGGAGGACGUGGCAGGAGUCCUCAGCCCAGCAGGACCACGCAGAAGAGAGACCCUUCGAGUGCCCUGAGUGUGGGAAGAGCUUCAGAAGCAGUUCGAACCUCAUCCGCCACCAGCGCAUCCACACAGGAGAGAGGCCCUUCCAGUGCCCUGAGUGUGGCAAGAGCUUCAGGAGCAGCUCUGACCUCAUUGUGCACCACCGCAUCCAUACGGGGGAGAGGCCUUUUAAGUGUCCGGAGUGUCCAAAGAGCUUCAAAAGCAGCGCUCACCUCACCUCCCACCAGCGCAUCCACACAGGAGAGAGACCCUUUAAGUGCCAAGAAUGUGAGAAGGCCUUCAAAUGCAGUUCCCACCUCAUCCACCACCAGUACAUCCACACGGGAGAGAGACCCUUCCAGUGCCCUGAGUGUGGCAAGAGCUUCAGCAGCAGCUCCAAUCUCGCUGACCACCGGCGCAUCCACACAGGGGAGAGACGUUUUAAGUGCCCUGAGUGUGGCAAGAGCUUCAGCAGCAGCUCCAACGUCGUUAUCCACCAGCGCGUGCACAGCGGAGAGAGACCCUUCCAGUGCCCUGAGUGUGGGAAGAGCUUCAAGAGCAGCUCUGACCUCAUUGUGCACCAGUGCAUCCACACAGAGGAGAGACCCUUCAAGUGUCCUGAUUGUCCAAGGAGCUUUAAAACCAAUUCCCACCUCACUGGCCACCAGUGCAUACACAGAGGAGAGAGGCACAUAAAGUACUGCGAGUGUGGGAAGGGCUUCAAAUACAGCUCUGUACUGCAGUGCCACCAGCGCAUCCACACAGGAGAGAGACCCUUCAAGUGUUCUGAGUGUCCAAAGAGCUUCAAGAACAGUUUCCCCCUCACCUGCCACCAGUGCAUCCACACAGAGGAGAGACCCUUCAAGUGUCCUGAAUGUCCAAAGAGCUUCAGAAGCAGUUCGAACCUCAUCCGCCACCAGCGCAUCCACACAGGAGAGAGGCCCUUCCAGUGCCCUGAGUGUGGGAAGAGCUUCAGGAGCAGCUCUGACCUCAUUGUGCACCACCGCAUCCAUACGGGGGAGAGGCCUUUUAAGUGUCCGGAGUGUCCAAAGAGCUUCAAAAGCAGCGCUCAUCUCACCUCCCACCAGCGCAUCCACACACAGGAGAGACCCUUCCAGUGCCCUGAGUGUGGCAAGAGCUUCAAAAGCAGUUCUGACCUCAUUGUGCACCUGCGCGUCCACACGGGAUACAAACCUUACAAGUGCUCAGAGUGCGGGAAGAGCUUCAAAAGAAGCUCGGAAUUGAAGUGCCACCGCCGUGUCCACACGGGGGAGAGACCCUUUGAGUGCUCCGAGUGUGGGAAGAGCUUCGGCAGCACUUCCAGCCUCGCUUACCACCAGCACAUCCACACGGGAGAGAGACCUUACCAGUGCUCUGAGUGUGAGAAGAGCUUCAAAACCUCUUCCUACCUGACUGUCCACCAACGAAUCCACACGGGAGAGAGACCCUACCGGUGCUGUGAGUGUGGGAAGAGCUUCAGCAGCAGUUCUAAACUCAACUCCCACAAGCGCAUCCACAGAGGAGACAGCCCAUAAAAGUGCCCUGAGUUUGUGCAGAGCUUUACUUUCAGGUCCUGUCUCCCUGCCUUCCUGCACAUCCUCGCGAGAGACGGAGCCUGUGGGUCCCCAGACUCCUUCAUCUGGCAGGUAAAGUGCUGCAGCCAGCAGGGAGAGCUCUGUAACGUCAUCCUCACUGUAAUGAAGAUGUGCUCCAGUGUGUGAACGGGGAGAUCCACCGUGAGCUGGGCGGGGAAUGGUGUGCGUGGCUGAGAGCAGGGAAAUACAAACCCCAUCCAUGUUUGGGUACCCGACCUCGGCCGCAGGACACAUCCAACCCCUCCUGUUCCCUUCCUCAUCCUGGUUAUCGCCUAUGAAAAUCGACUUGUGCUUUUCCUGUCGUCUCCUGCUCACCACUCCGUUACCUGUUGCAGAGCGACUGCCUGGUGACAUUUUACUGCUGUCAGCACGUCAAGUCACAGCAGCUGCAACACAGGUUUGAAGUUUCCUCAUGGACACCCAGCUUCGGAAGUCCCUGAGCUGGCAAACCCCUUUCCCUGCAUGGGGCGCAGGAGAGAGCACUG